This is a messenger RNA of Austrofundulus limnaeus, 6244 nucleotides long. Its product is annotated as clathrin heavy chain 1. NCBI's taxonomy places the organism in Eukaryota, Metazoa, Chordata, Actinopteri, Cyprinodontiformes, Rivulidae. The record is from RefSeq and is a predicted model, not a curated record. Gene Ontology annotation, biological process: clathrin coat assembly; receptor-mediated endocytosis; mitotic cell cycle. Gene Ontology annotation, cellular component: extracellular exosome; clathrin complex; clathrin coat of coated pit. Gene Ontology annotation, molecular function: clathrin light chain binding; structural molecule activity.
GAGCACCUGCAGCUCCAAAACUUGGGAAUCAAUCCAGCCAACAUAGGCUUCAGCACCCUAACCAUGGACUGCAAAGACCCUGCAGAUCUUUAACAUUGAGAUGAAGAGCAAGAUGAAGGCUCACACGAUGACGGAUGAUGUGACCUUCUGGAAAUGGAUCUCCCUCAACACCGUUGCCCUAGUCACAGACAAUGCAGUUUACCACUGGAGCAUGGAGGGGGACUCUCAGCCUCUCAAAGUUUUUGAUCGUCACUCCAGUCUGGCAGGCUGCCAGAUCAUUAAUUAUCGAACCGAUGCCAAACAGAAGUGGUUGCUGCUUAUUGGUAUUUCAGCGCAGCAAAACCGUGUUGUUGGAGCCAUGCAGCUGUACUCAGUGGAUAGGAAAGUGUCUCAGCCCAUUGAGGGUCAUGCUGCUGGUUUUGCACAGUUCAAGAUGGAAGGCAACACUGAAGAGUCAACUCUGUUCUGCUUCGCUGUGCGGGGACAGGCCGGAGGAAAACUUCAUAUUAUUGAAGUGGGAACUCCACCUACUGGAAACCAACCAUUUCCCAAAAAAGCUGUGGAUGUUUUUUUCCCACCAGAAGCCCAGAAUGACUUCCCUGUUGCCAUGCAGAUCAGUUCCAAGCAAGAUGUAGUAUUUCUUAUCACCAAAUAUGGCUACAUCCACCUGUAUGAUCUGGAGACUGGAACUUGCAUCUACAUGAACAGGAUCAGUGGAGAGACCAUCUUUGUCACUGCACCUCAUGAACCCACCGCCGGUAUUAUUGGAGUUAACAGGAAAGGACAGGUGUUGUCAGUAUGUGUGGAGGAGGAGAACAUCAUUCCCUACAUCACCAACGUGCUCCAGAACCCAGACCUGGCUCUUCGCAUGGCCGUACGCAACAACCUCGCUGGUGCUGAGGAGCUGUUCGCCCGCAAGUUUAACACACUCUUUGCAGCAGGAAAUUACUCAGAGGCUGCCAAAGUUGCAGCCAACGCGCCCAAGGGCAUUCUGCGAACUCCAGACACCAUCCGUAGGUUCCAAAGUGUUCCAGCCCAACCAGGCCAGACAUCUCCUUUGCUCCAGUACUUUGGCAUCCUGCUGGAUCAAGGCCAACUUAAUAAGUUUGAGUCUUUGGAGCUGUGCAGGCCUGUUCUCCAGCAGGGCCGCAAGCAGCUGCUAGAGAAAUGGCUGAAGGAGGACAAGCUGGAGUGCUCUGAGGAGCUUGGAGACCUGGUGAAGUCUGUAGACCCCACUCUUGCCCUCAGUGUCUAUCUCAGAGCCAAUGUCCCCAACAAAGUCAUUCAGUGCUUCGCAGAGACUGGACAGUUCCAGAAGAUUGUCCUUUAUGCUAAGAAGGUUGGCUACACUCCAGACUGGAUCUUUCUGCUAAGGAAUGUAAUGCGGAUCAGUCCAGAGCAAGGUCUCCAGUUCUCCCAGAUGCUGGUUCAGGAUGAAGAGCCACUUGCUGAUAUUACACAGAUUGUUGAUGUCUUCAUGGAGUACAARCUGAUCCAGCAGUGCACGUCCUUCCUGUUAGAUGCCCUGAAGAACAAUAGACCCAUGGAAGGACCUCUGCAGACUCGUCUGCUGGAAAUGAAUUUGGUUCAUGCCCCCCAGGUCGCAGAUGCCAUCCUUGGCAAUCAGAUGUUCACUCACUAUGAUCGAGCCCACGUGGCCCAGCUGUGUGAGAAGGCUGGCCUCCUGCAGAGGGCACUGGAGCAUUAUACUGACUUGUAUGACAUAAAGCGUGCUGUGGUGCACACACACCUUUUAAACCCAGAGUGGUUGGUGAAUUUCUUCGGCUCCCUCUCAGUGGAGGAUUCUCUGGAGUGUCUGAGGGCCAUGUUGUCAGCCAACAUCCGUCAGAACCUGCAGAUCUGCGUGCAGGUUGCCUCCAAGUACCACGAGCAGCUCUCAACUCAAUCCCUCACRGAACUUUUUGAGUCAUUCAAGAGCUUUGAGGGUUUGUUUUAUUUCUUGGGCUCCAUUGUGAACUUUAGCCAGGAUCCAGAAGUCCACUUCAAAUAUAUUCAGGCUGCCUGCAAAACAGGCCAGAUCAAAGAGGUGGAGAGGAUCUGCAGAGAAAGUAACUGCUACGACCCAGAACGUGUCAAGAACUUCCUGAAGGAGGCCAAGCUGACUGACCAGCUACCUUUAAUCAUCGUGUGUGACCGCUUUGAUUUUGUCCACGACCUGGUUCUGUACCUGUACCGCAACAGCUUGCAAAAAUACAUAGAGAUCUACGUUCAGAAGGUGAACCCAAGCCGUUUGCCUGUAGUCAUUGGAGGUUUAUUGGAUGUGGACUGUGCUGAGGACGUGAUUAAGAACCUGAUCAUGGUGGUGAGAGGACAGUUCUCCACUGAUGAACUGGUUGCUGAAGUGGAGAAGAGAAACCGACUGAAGUUGUUGCUGCCCUGGUUGGAGGCUCGCAUUCAUGAAGGAUGCGAGGAGCCUGCGACUCACAACGCUUUGGCCAAGAUCUACAUCGACAGCAACAACAACCCUGAGCGCUUCUUAAGGGAGAACCCUUACUAUGACAGCCGUGUGGUGGGCAAGUAUUGUGAGAAGAGAGACCCCCACCUGGCCUGCGUGGCGUAUGAAAGAGGACAGUGUGACCAGGAGCUCAUUCAUGUGUGCAAUGAAAAUUCACUCUUCAAGAGUUUGUCCCGCUACCUCGUGCGUCGCAAGAACCCUGAGCUGUGGGCGAGUGUACUGCUGGAGACCAACAACUACAGAAGACCCCUCAUUGAUCAGGUUGUCCAAACYGCUUUGUCAGAGACCCAGGAUCCAGAGGAGGUCUCUGUUACAGUCAAGGCUUUCAUGACCGCUGACCUUCCCAAUGAACUCAUUGAGCUUCUGGAAAAGAUUGUGUUGGAUAACUCUGUCUUUAGUGAGCACAGAAACCUCCAGAAUCUUCUCAUCCUGACAGCCAUUAAAGCUGAUCGAACACGCGUUAUGGAGUACAUUAACCGUCUAGAUAACUAUGAUGCCCCCGAUAUCGCAAACAUCGCCAUCAGUAAUGAGCUGUUUGAAGAGGCCUUUGCUAUUUUUAGAAAGUUUGAUGUCAACACCUCUGCUGUGCAGGUUCUGAUUGAACACAUUGGUAACUUGGACAGAGCAUAUGAGUUUGCUGAGCGCUGCAAUGAGCCUCCGGUGUGGAGUCAGCUGGCAAAGGCCCAGCUUCAGAAAGGGAUGGUCAAAGAGGCCAUAGACUCGUACAUCAAGGCUGAUGAUCCCUCUGCUUACAUGGAGGUGGGACAAGCUGCAGCCCAAAGUGGAAACUGGGAGGACCUGGUGAAGUUCCUGCAGAUGGCUCGUAAAAAGGCUCGUGAGUCAUACGUUGAGACGGAGCUGAUCUUCGCCCUGGCUAAAACCAACCGCCUGGCCGAGCUGGAGGAGUUCAUCAAUGGUCCCAAUAAUGCUCACAUCCAGCAAGUGGGUGAUCGUUGCUACGAUGACAAGAUGUACGAAGCGGCCAAACUACUUUAUAACAACGUGUCCAACUUUGGCCGUCUUGCGUCCACAUUGGUGCACCUGGGAGAAUACCAGGCUGCUGUGGAUGGAGCCCGCAAGGCCAACAGCACCCGUACCUGGAAAGAGGUGUGUUUCGCUUGUGUGGAUGGGAAGGAGUUCCGUCUGGCCCAAAUGUGUGGUCUGCAUAUUGUUGUCCAUGCUGACGAACUGGAGGAACUAAUCAACUAUUACCAGGACCGCGGUUACUUUGAAGAGCUGAUCACCAUGCUGGAGGCMGCUCUGGGGCUGGAGCGUGCUCACAUGGGCAUGUUCACGGAGCUGGCCAUCCUCUACUCCAAGUUCAAACCCCAGAAGAUGAGGGAACACCUGGAACUCUUCUGGUCCCGUGUCAACAUUCCAAAGGUGCUCAGGGCAGCUGAGCAGGCCCACCUUUGGGGUGAGUUAGUGUUCCUCUAUGARAAAUAUGAGGAGUACGACAACGCCAUCAUCACUAUGAUGAACCAUCCAGCUGACGCCUGGAAGGAAGGCCAGUUCAAAGACAUUGUCACCAAGGUGGCAAAUGUGGAGUUGUACUACAAAGCCAUCCAGUUUUACAUGGAGUUUAAACCGUUGUUACUGAACGACCUGCUCAUUGUCCUCUCUCCAAGACUGGACCACACACGGGCUGUGAACUUCUUCAGCAAGAUGAAACAGUUGCCUCUGGUGAAACCAUACCUGAGGUCUGUCCAGAAUCACAACAACAAAGGAGUGAAUGAAGCACUUAACAACCUCUUCAUUACUGAGGAAGACUAUGCGGCACUGCGGACAUCCAUCGAUGCUUACGAUAACUUUGACAACAUCUCGCUGGCCCAGAGCCUGGAGAAGCACGAACUGAUUGAAUUUAGGAGGAUCGCAGCUUACCUUUUCAAAGGGAACAACCGCUGGAAACAAAGRGUCGAGCUCUGCAAGAAGGACAAGCUCUACAAGGAUGUCAUGCAGUACGCAUCAGAGUCUAAAGACAUUGAGCUGGCUGAGGAGCUCUUGGCUUGGUUCCUCAGCGAAGACAAGAAGGAGUGUUURGCCGCCUGCCUUUUCACCUGCUACGACCUGCUGCGGCCAGACGUGGUGCUGGAAACCGCCUGGAGGCACAACAUCAUGGACUUCUCUAUGCCGUACUUCAUCCAAGUCAUGAGGGAGUAUCUCACAAAGGUUGAUGCGAUAAAGGAAAAGGUGGACAAACUCGAAGCCUCUGAGUCUCUGAGGAAACAGGAGGAGCAGGCCACGGAGUCUCAACCCAUUGUUUACGGCUCACCCCAGCUCAUGCUCACAGCAGGGCCCAACAUGGCGGUGCCUCCUCAGCCGGCCUACAACUACGGCUACACGGCAGCACCAGCCUACAACCAGCCGCCACAGCCCAACUUCGGUUACGGCAUGUGAACCCCCAACCUCCCCAACACGAGCUCCUUCCCUCCAUCUGUCCUUCGUUUGUGUUCCUCACCAGCUUCCCAUGGUCUUCUACUCUCAAAAAGGACCACAAACAAGCAGCAACCCACUCUAGUUUUCAAUACUUUUUUUAAAAUUAUUAUUUUUUUGUUGAUGUUGUCCUGUUACAAGAUAAGUUAUUUGGCAGCGAAGAAGGACUUUGAUUUGUACUGUUGAAAGAUUUUGACCACUUUUUUUCACAUUCCAUAUUUAUGACUAGUUGUUUAGUUUGUUUUGUUUUUAUGUUUUAUUGUUUUGCGCAGAAGUGGACUUGCUAAAGCUCAACYAACCUUUUGAAGUAGGUGGAGGAGCAUUGGAUUUUGCACUCAUGAAAUUAGCUCUUUACGUCUGACCGACUGAACAGUUGAACAACCUCCAUUGUCUUGUCUGUAAAAUGCAUUUCAUUUAAUGUAUAUUCUGAAGAGGAAAAAAAGAGGAGGAUACUUAUAUUAUUGAACAUAUAUUGCCAUUUCAGUGGCUCUAGCUAGUAACACUAAGUAAUGAUAGUAUAUUCUGCACAGGUGUGUAGCAUUCUGGAGUUUCAGAUGCACACAGGUGUGUGACUGAGUGUGUGUGUGUGUGUGUUUGACCUAAAGGUCUAAAUAAGAGUUUUAACCCUCCUCCCCAGCCUGUACAGMUCUGUUGACUCCAUCCUCCUAGAUAUUAGCACUUCUUCUUUGGCUCCAUGUAUUAACAGGACCUCCUGUGCCGUGUACAGUGGGUGUGUGAGACUGUCUGUGUACAUGUGAGGAUGAAAACCACGGCAAUCAAACCCCAGGGUCCUAAACCGUGCUGUUUUUUUUUUUUUUUUUUUUUUUUUUUUUUUUUGUACGUGUGUAUUUACUCCCGAUGAGGUCCGUGUAUGCCAGGUGAUGUGCUGUUUCUUUUGGUCACCGUUACCUUUUUUUGUUUUUUGGCGUGUGUACAGAUGUGAACAAAGGGAACUGGAGGGGGAAAAAAAAGUCUAGAUGGAGACCCCUCCACCUCCUACCCUCCCCUGUCCUGUUUGCUCCUCUUGUUAAUGCUUUGCAGCAAGAAUAAAGAAGGAGGCAGAAGAAGACAGGCCAAAAACACUCCUGUUUCGAUGGUUAUGAGCAUCCAGCUCUGUUUGGUCUGGAAUAAGAGCCUGUUGUUUACCUUGAUGUUCCUAACUUCCUUACAUGCUCUAAGCUGUGUGUGUAAAGUGUCAUUCUAACCCCAUAGGUUCAACUCCUUUCUGUUAAGCAUAUUAAUGAGAAAGCUGAUCUGUCACAGAAGAAUACGACUAAACUGAAAGGAAAAUACUAUCCUAAGUUAAAAAGAAUAAUAAUAAAAAAAUAGUCUCCA